Messenger RNA from Colletotrichum godetiae, 960 nucleotides. Its product is annotated as Arp2/3 complex. The record is from RefSeq and is a predicted model, not a curated record. Gene Ontology annotation, biological process: actin filament polymerization; Arp2/3 complex-mediated actin nucleation. Lineage: Eukaryota; Fungi; Ascomycota; Sordariomycetes; Glomerellales; Glomerellaceae. Bases 1 to 960 code for a protein of 319 amino acids. Gene Ontology annotation, molecular function: actin filament binding; structural constituent of cytoskeleton. Gene Ontology annotation, cellular component: actin cytoskeleton; Arp2/3 protein complex. The transcript has 5 exons.
AUGCUUCUCCUAGACUAUCAGAAUGUGCUGAUUCAAUCGGUUCUCACCGAGAGGUUCUCUGGUGCCCCUCCUGCGCACAUCGACCAGACCGUCUCCGAUUUCGACGGCGUUAUCUACCACAUCUCGACCCCCGAGACGAAGACCAAGAUCCAGCUUUCGAUUCAAAUAAGGUGCUACAAGGACUUGGUCAAGUACGGCGCAGAGCAGGUGCUGCAGAGAGAAUAUGGCCAGUAUGUGGUGCCGCCGGAACCCGGAUACGACUUCUCGGUAUUGAUCGAUCUGGAGAACCUCCCGGAGGAGAAGGAGGAAAAGGAUGCGCUGAUCAUGAAGAUGGCGCUGCUGAAGCGCAACGCCAUGGCUGCACCUUUCGAGGCUGCUUACGAGGAGCACUACAAGCUGAAGGAGGAGGCAUCCAAGUACACAUCUGAGGAAGCCCCGCAGGGUGUCCGCGAGGGCGGCGAGGUUAUGGCUAUCCAUUACCGUGAGGAGGAGGCUAUCUACGUCAAGGCCAGCCACGACCGUGUCACAGUUAUCUUUAGCACGAUCUUCCGUGAAGAGACGGAUCGUGUCUUUGGCAAGAUCUUCAUCCAAGAAUUCGUCGACGCCCGUCGACGAGCUAUCCAGAACGCUCCCCAGGUGCUCUUCAGGAACGACCCCCCGCUGGAGCUCCAGGGAGUCCCUGGUGUCAGAGAUACUGGGACCGGCGAGAUCGGAUACGUUACCUUUGUCCUUUUCCCUCGUCACCUCACACCACAGAGAAUGCCCGACUGCAUCUCCCACAUCCAGACUUUCCGCGACUACUUCCACUACCACAUUAAGGCAUCGAAGGCGUACAUUCACUCGCGAAUGCGCAAGAGAACUGCCGACUUCCUCCAAGUUCUUCGCCGCGCAAGGCCCGAUGCUGAAGAGAAGGAACGGAAGACGGCGAGCGGUCGCACUUUCAAGGUCCAGGGAGCGUAG